ACUAUCAAGCAUAUAAAACUGUCGCCAUCUAUCAGUCUCACCCGUUUUUUCUUGUAGUUCGACAUGAAGUUUACUCCAAUUUGUGCUUUGAUAGCAUUACUUUUCAGUGUGAAUGCAAAUGCCUUCGACUGUCAGGCUGGCCACUUCAAUGCCCCAGUUGACACUUCAACAACAACAUGGUACCCUUUAAAUUUCAACGAAACCGAGCCACCAUUGUUUCCAAACAACUUCAAUUGUCUCUUUAACAUUAUGGUCCCAGUUGGAUGGAGUGCAGUUGUGAGACUAACAAUGAAUAUGACAAUACCGAGUGACUUUGCAGUAUCAGUACGAGGUUUCGAUAAUUACGGAAAUUCUGAUGCGGUGUACACAGCGACUAACGAACAUUUCUAUUUCAUUUCAAACGGUGGAAGUAUUCAAUUGAACACUAGACAACAAAAUGUCAGAUUUGGAUUCAAUUUGAGAUAUUAUAAAAGUGCUACUGUCUUCGAUGCUUCGCAUGGAAACGUGACUGUUUCGGAUUUACAACCAGCCACAUAUUGGGCUUAUCUAACGUCUCCAAUUCAAAUUAAAGCAGACACCAGAGUAUCCCUUGUUGUGAAACCUCCACGUGAUGAUGAAACCUUUCAAUUUUUGCGUGGUGUAAUGGUAUAUGACGGACCUGACUGGAAUUCCAAGUGUCUUGGAAAUCUGCUAGAAAUUGUAAAAAGAAAACAGCAACUUGUUUCUUCUAGACAGUAUAUGUCUGUCAGCAUGCUAAGCCCAUAUCCGCAAACUGGAAGAACCAUGCUUGUAUUCCAAGAUUAUCAGAAUACGAAGGAUGUGGUACAGUACCAGGGAUUUGCUUGUGAUCGUAUUGAAGCUUGCGGGACGGUUAGUAUGGAUGGAACAAAUGGUCCAGCUGCAAUUGCAACUGUCAUGGAUGAUUCUACCAUUGGCGCUGAGUAUUUAAAUAGUGCAUCUGGGUCUGGAACUUUAGAAGUUUAUAUCGGUGGAAAAACUACGUCAAAAGCCAAUGUGGUUGCUACAUACAAUCUAAAUGAAACUUCAUUGUACCUACCACAAGAAUUCCUUGGAUAUGUCAGAACUUAUGUGCUUACGGGAACAAAUGCAUUCCUCAACUUCACAAGAUCCUCCUCUCAAUUUAGUUCCAAUGCUCGAAUUGGGAGAAAAGGAUUCUUUGCAUCGCGUUACUUCAAAUCAGGUUCACCGUCUAAAUAUCAGGAUGGUAACGAUUUCCUAAGAACCACUAACAGUCAAGUCGUCAACUUUUCCUUCUCCAUUGUAGAAGCAUAUUUUGUGGGAAACACGACGUUGAGAAUUUCAGUUUAUAGUGGAUCAAAAUGUACUUAUAACCAAACUUACACAUCUUCCAACCAGCCAACACUAAACGUCAAGGUUCAAGCUCUGGGUGAUCGAUUUAGUUCCAGUUACAAUACUUAUGGUUACAGUACAAAUGGAUUCUAUAUGAACUACGAGCUUCUGAAAUCUUCUGGAGCUCCCAGGAUCUUUGUAAUUAUUUCAUUUUAUUUUUUUAUUGUUUUGAGGUUGAACUAAACUUUAUUUUGACGAAGAUCUUAAUAAAUUUGUAAAAUUUG
Messenger RNA from Caenorhabditis elegans, 1595 nucleotides. It is a transcript of the gene K10D11.5, whose product is annotated as CUB-like domain-containing protein. The record is from RefSeq and is marked reviewed. Lineage: Eukaryota; Metazoa; Nematoda; Chromadorea; Rhabditida; Rhabditidae.